Morchella sextelata is the source of this 1710-nucleotide messenger RNA. RefSeq lists its product as uncharacterized. The record is from RefSeq and is a predicted model, not a curated record. Bases 1 to 1710 code for a protein of 569 amino acids. Gene Ontology annotation, molecular function: protein dimerization activity; RNA polymerase II cis-regulatory region sequence-specific DNA binding; DNA-binding transcription factor activity, RNA polymerase II-specific. Gene Ontology annotation, biological process: positive regulation of transcription by RNA polymerase II. Lineage: Eukaryota; Fungi; Ascomycota; Pezizomycetes; Pezizales; Morchellaceae. The transcript has 4 exons.
AUGGGCCGAAGAAAGAUUGAGAUUAAACCGAUCAAAGAUGAUCGUAACCGUCAAGUAACGUUUCUCAAACGUAAAGGUGGUUUGUUCAAGAAAGCGCAUGAGUUAUCCGUGCUCUGUAACGUUGACAUUGCCGUUAUAAUAUUCGGCGCCAACAAAAAGUUGUACCAGUUCUCAUCAGCAGACGUUCAGGAGAUCAUUAGUCGGCAUAGCUAUUAUGAAAACGCGCACGAACAUAAAGGGCCAGCCGAUUUUCAGGCCAAGGCGGACGCUGGUGAUGAUGACGAUGACGACGAUGUUGAUGAUGUCCCUCUAGAGAGAGAAGCUUCAGUGCUUCAUCAUCUACAUGCACCAUCCCAGAUGCACAAUAGGCAACACACUGCCUCUGCGUCCCCACCCAUACCUCCAAAGAACCUUGUAGGAGGACAAUAUCAAACGAUGCCUCAGAUGGUAGCGCGUACGACGCCACAGCCUUCGCGCCCCAACUCGCGAAACCAAAGGCGGGAUAGCUCAAAUCUAGUACCCCAGAAUCCUUACCCAACAUCCCAGGCUCAGCAACAGAACGGAUAUCCAGCAUAUGGCAUGCCAAACACUUCGGUUUAUAACCCGCAAACGAAUAGUUCAGUCAUGGGGAUGUCUGUGCAACAAGCACAGUCGUACCAAGCCUUCCAACAGCAGCAGCAACAACAGCAACAGCAGCAGCAGCAGCAGCAGCAGCAACCGCAAACACAGGCUCAAUCUCAGGCCCAAGUAUUCAUAGGUGAGGCCAAUAGGCGACAAUCUAUGCCGCCAGCUAUGCCUAUGCCAAUGCCACCGGCUUUUCCGUCGGGGCCGGACAGGAUGCCUUCUGAAGGGCCGCCGCGCAUUGACACGCACCCUGCCAGUGUCAUACAGAAGCGCGCUCCAGCAAAGUCUCGAAGUAUGUUCACCCCCGUGGGCCCUAGUGAUUCCCUACUUGCGCAACAUUUCUAUGGCGACCGGGUGCAAGGGUCACAACGAUCGCACUCUGUAGAUGUUGCUACCCUGUCAAGACCGGCCGCAAAUACAACUGUUCCAGAAAGCACAAAGCCCGAUAAUAUCUCAGAGUCCUCUCCAAAGCCUGCAAACACGAUCCCUCCCAUAACUCGCCAAGACUCGAUUCCACCGCCACCCUCUCGUACCAAUAGUAUGGUUUCCAAUUCCGGCAAACCGGGGGGAUCUAGACCUAGGCUUAAGGUGCAAAUUCCCAGUGAGCACUCAGACGCCGGUAGUGCUACCGGGGAAUCAUCUGCACAUGAAUCCUCGGGAACUACAGGAAACCAUUCGGCAAAGGGCGUGAACGAGGGAGGUCAUACUGUUCUUCCACCUCCUUCACCAAGUGUUGGAACUCUUUUGAGUGCAGGCGCCACUGGCCCGGUAAAUCCAUUUGCUCGUCCGCCCCCUACAACUGGACCAACUGAGCAAACCCCUAUAUCUGCUCUUCCUAGUCGUUUUGUGGAUCAUGGGUUGCUGCCGUCACCUUCGGUAUUCUAUGCGGAUUGGCCUGGUUAUAACCAUCGAGCCACUGAUAAUAUAUUGCCCAGCCCCAUCAACUACACUACACCAGUAGUAGGCACAGCAAGCAAUAUCUUCAAGGAUCCUCCAGAGAGCAAUGGGAAAAGGAAAAGCCCAUCUUCAUCGGACCAUGAGGAUGAGGGAGCCAUAUCGUCCUUUCAGAAACGUGUGAAAACAUAG